Messenger RNA from Trachemys scripta elegans, 7431 nucleotides. RefSeq names its product bromodomain adjacent to zinc finger domain 2B (gene BAZ2B). Gene Ontology annotation, molecular function: DNA binding; protein binding. NCBI's taxonomy places the organism in Eukaryota, Metazoa, Chordata, Testudines, Emydidae. The record is from RefSeq and is a predicted model, not a curated record.
GUGUCGGUGUUCUGCAGCCGCUGAUAUGGAGUCAGGAGAGCGACUAACAUCAUCAUCAGCCUCCUCUACUACAGCUACUUCCUCUCCUGCAUCUUCUACACCUUCUGUAGCAUCAGCAGUUUCGAAAGCUGGCCUUUCCACUGGAGCUGCAUCACUUAGCUCCACAAUCAACACAUGCGGACAUUUAUUCAGAACAGCUGGGGAUCAACCGUGUAACCUGUCCACAGUGUCGAGUGCCUUCCCAAUGGUCAGCCACCCAGUCUUUGGUCUACAUACAGCCAGCUCAGGGCAUUCAGAGUUUGGUGGCUUGGGAACACUUGGUACUCCCACAGCCUUAGCAGCACAUCCCCAACUAGCACCUUUUCCAGGUACAGAAUGGUGGCGAACAGAUGUGCACACUCGUACAGGGGCUGCUUUUUUCCCACCUCUUCUGGGAAUUCCACCACUAUUUGCUCCUCCUGCCCAGAAUCAUGAUUCCAGUUCAUUCCAUUCAAGAACUACAGGAAAAAAUAGUCGAGGUGGUUUAGAAAAAGGUGUGAAUGGAUCAGUAAAUGGGAACAGUACAACAUCAGUAUCUGCGGUCAACACAUCCGUAUUGCUCACUACCACUGCAAGCUCUGCAGGACAAGCAAAGGCUAUAACCUCAGGAGCGGGAGGUCGCAAAUGUAACCAGGAACAAAACAAAAAACAGCUAUUGGAUACCAGAGCUGACAAAAUCAAAGAUAAGAAACCAAGAAAGAAAGCAAUAGAAAGCUCCAGCAAUAGUGAUAGUGAUUCAGGCUCCUCUUCGGACACCUCAAGUGAAGGCAUUAGUAGUAGUGACUCAGAUGAUCUAGAGGAAGAUGAGGAGGAGGAGGAGGAGGAGGAAGAUCAAAGCAUUGAAGAAAGUGAAGAUGAUGAUUCUGAUUCAGAGAAUGAAGCACAACAUAAAAACAAGAACAAGGUGCUAAUGCAUAGUGGUGUAACAGACAUGAAAGCAGAUGGACAAAAAACACAUGAAAAGUCCCAGGAAAAGAGAACACACCAGCAGAUACCUCUUGUGUCUGAUUCCCAGACUCCCUCGUCAUUCCAAUCCCAGCAGAAGCAGCCUCAGGUUUUGUCACAGCAGCUUCCCUUUAUUUUCCAAAGCUCUCAGGCAAAGGAGGAAUCUGUGAACAAACACACAAGUGUAAUACAGUCUACGGGAUUGGUGCCCAGUGUGAAACCUUUGUCUUUGGUAAAUCAAGCCAAAAAGGAAACUUAUUUAAAACUUAUAGUUCCUUCUCCUGAUCUACUGAAAGCAGGGAAUAAAAAUACCUCUGAAGAAUCUAGCCCUUUAAACAGUGAUGUAAGAUCAAAACGGGAACAGUAUAAACAGACAUUCCCAGCACAAUUAAAGAAACAAGAAUCCUCUAAGAACCUGAAGAAGAUUAUCACAGCUUUGUCAAGUCCAAAACCAACCUGUAGUUUACCGGCUCAUCAAAAACACACAUCUCAAGAAAACAACCAUUCUAAUCCAUUCUUGACAAAUGCACUUUUAAGUAAUCACCAACCCAAUGGAGUUAUUCAGAGUGUCAUCCAGGAAGCACCGCUGGCACUUACAACCAAAUCUAAAUCUCAGCCCAAGAUAAAUGAAAACAUAGCUACUUCUAGCAGUGCCCCCUUUUCUUCAUUAGGAAAUGUAAGUACAUGUGGGAAAAAAACAUCUGGUAACCGGACACCUGUUAUGCCCUCUACCUCUCCUGUGUUACCUGGUCUGGGAAAGGAAAAAGCCGUCAGCAAUAAUGCAAUAACAGCAGUAAAAACACAGCACCGCCUUCAUUCUUCAAAAUCUUUAGUGGAACAAUUUAGAGGAACAGAUUCAGACAUUCCUAGUAGUAAAGACUCUGAUGACUCAAAUGAAGAGGAUGAUGAUGACGAUGAUGAUGAAGACGAUGAUGAAGAUGAAGAUGAUGAGGAUUCUGAUGAUAGUCAAUCAGAGUCUGACAGUAAUUCAGAGUCAGAUACAGAAGGGUCUGAAGAUGAUGAUGAGGAUGACAAAGAUCAAGAUGAAUCUGAUACCGAUACUGAGGGAGAGAAAACGCCACUGAAACUGAAUAAAACAUCUUCCUCUGUGAAAAGCUCUUCCAUCAGUCUCACAGCUCACUCUACCCCACUUAAUCUCCAAGUAGUAAAGACUCCAAGCUCUGCUCCUGCUGCCUUAUGUCCUGAAUCCCAGUCACCAGUUUUUCUUGGGACGCCUUCUUCCACACUUACUCCAAGUACACACUGUGGUACUUCAAAAAGGCGAAGAGUAACAGACGAACGAGAGUUGCGUAUUCCUUUAGAGUAUGGCUGGCAAAGAGAAACACGAAUAAGGAAUUUUGGUGGUCGCCUUCAAGGAGAAGUAGCAUAUUAUGCACCAUGUGGAAAGAAACUGAGACAGUAUCCUGAAGUAGUAAAGUAUCUCAGCAGAAAUGGAAUAAUGGAUAUCUCAAGGGACAAUUUCAGCUUCAGUGCAAAAAUAGGAGUGGGUGACUUCUAUGAAGCCAGAGAUGGACCGCAGGGUAUGCAGUGGUGUCUCCUGAAAGAAGAGGAAGUCAUUCCCCGUAUCAGAGCUAUGGAAGGUCGUAGAGGACGACCACCAAAUCCAGAUAGACAGCGUGCUAGAGAAGAAUCAAGAAUGAGGCGUCGCAAAGGCCGACCUCCAAAUGUUGGUAGCACUGAAUUUUUAGACAACACUGAUGCAAAGCUAUUAAGGAAAUUGCAAGCUCAAGAAAUAGCUAGGCAAGCAGCACAAAUAAAACUUUUGAGAAAACUUCAGAAGCAGGAACAGGCUCGAGCUGCCAAAGAAGCAAAAAAACAGCAAGCUAUUAUGGCCGCUGAAGAAAAGCGGAAGCAAAAAGAACAGAUAAAGAUAAUGAAACAGCAGGAAAAAAUUAAGAGAAUUCAACAAAUCAGAAUGGAAAAAGAACUUCGGGCUCAGCAGAUUUUAGAGGCUAAAAAGAAAAAGAAGGAAGAAGCAGCAAAUGCCAAAUUAUUGGAGGCUGAGAAACGAAUAAAGGAAAAAGAGAUGCGAAGGCAGCAGGCUGUUCUUCUGAAACAUCAGGAGUUGGAGAGGCAUAGACUAGAUAUGGUAUGGGAACGAGAGAGGAGAAGACAGCAUAUGAUGCUUAUGAAAGCCAUGGAAGCACGUAAAAAAGCAGAAGAGAAAGAGCGGUUAAAGCAAGAGAAACGCGAUGAAAAAAGAUUAAAUAAAGAGCGUAAACUGGAACAGCGAAGAUUGGAAUUAGAAAUGGCUAAGGAGCUAAAGAAGCCUAAUGAAGAUAUGUGCUUAGCAGACCAGAAGCCUUUGCCAGAGUUGCCUCGCAUUCCAGGCCUUGUUCUCUCUGGAAGCACAUUUUCAGACUGUCUCAUGGUGGUGCAGUUCUUGCGCAACUUUGGUAAAGUUCUUGGCUUUGAUGUGAAUAUGGAUGUCCCUAAUCUAAGUGUUCUUCAGGAGGGCUUGUUAAACAUAGGGGACAGCAUGGGAGAAGUACAAGACUUACUUGUAAGGCUCCUCUCAGCUGCAGUUUGUGAUCCAGGACUAAUCACAGGAUACAAGGCCAAAACAACUCUUGGGGAACAUUUGUUGAAUGUUGGUGUCAACCGUGACAAUGUUUCUGAGAUUCUACAGAUUUUUAUGGAAGUUCACUGUGGGCAAACUGAGCUUACAGAAAGUCUAAAGACCAAAGCUUUCCAGGCACAUACUCCAGCUCAGAAAGCAUCGGUACUUGCUUUCCUUAUUAAUGAGUUAGCAUGCAGCAAAAGUGUAGUGAGUGAAAUUGAUAAGAACAUUGAUUAUAUGUCAAAUUUAAGAAGAGAUAAAUGGAUGGUUGAAGGCAAAUUGCGGAAGCUUAGAAUCAUUCAUGCCAAGAAAACCGGCAAGAGAGACACUACAGUGGGCGGUGAUAUAGGAGAAGAACAGCAUUCAUUGGGUACAUCUACUCCAGGCCGCAAACGGAGACGGAAGGGAGGAGACAGUGAUUAUGAUGAUGAUGAUGACGAUGAUAGUGAUGAUCAAGCAGAUGAGGAUGAUGAGGAUGAAGAGGACAAAGAUGACAAAAAGGGAAAGAAGGCAGAAGUUUGUGAAGAUGAGGAUGAUGGGGACCAGGCAGCAAGUGUUGAAGAGUUAGAGAAACAGAUUGAAAAACUCACCAAGCAACAAAGCCAAUACAGAAGGAAGUUAUUUGAAGCCUCUCACUCUUUACGGUCAAUGAUGUUUGGUCAGGAUCGUUACAGACGCCGGUAUUGGAUUCUACCCCAGUGUGGGGGUAUUUUUGUGGAAGGCAUGGAAAGUGGUGAAGGUCUAGAAGAAAUUGCAAAAGAAAAAGAGAAGUUAAAAAAAGCAGAAAGUAUACACAUCAAAGAAGAGAUGUUUGAGACCUCAGAGGAAAAAGUAAACUGUAUAAAUACAAGUCACUGUGAGCAGAAAGAAGAGCUUAAGGAAAAGAAUAACACUAAUUUGUUUCUACAGAAGCCUGGCUCUUUUUCAAAGCUAAGCAAACUGUUGGAGGUAGCAAAGAUGCCUCCUGAAUCUGACAUUAUGUCACAAAAACCCAAUGGCAGUGCAGCAAAUGGGUGCACACUAUCUUAUCAAAAUAACUCUAAAAACUCUCUCUGCAGCCUUCAGCCCAUAUCACAAAGCAGCUCUGAAAAGUCAGAUUCUAAUAAUCUUUUUAAUCCCAUUGCAAGUGGGCCAGGGAAGUUUUACAAUUCUCCAUUAAUUCCAAAUGACCAGUUGUUAAAGACUCUUACAGAAAAGAGCAGACAGUGGUUCAGCCUUUUACCAAGACUACCAUGUGAUGAUGCAUCAGUUACCCAUUCAGAUACACCAGCUGGUUCUUCUUCGCUAACUCUGCAUUCAAAUCCUCCCUCAAAAUCACCUUCACCAGUCCCAUCUCCUCAUAUCACUUCUACCUCUGUACAGAGUCCAAUGGGAAUAAGUCCUUUUGCAUUAUCAUCACUUCAGCAGAUGAAGACUGGAUUACCUAUAAUGGGACUUCAAUUUUGUGGAUGGCCUACAGGAGUUCUUACUUCAAACCUUCCAUUCUCAUCUCCCUUACCUAGUGUUGGAUCAGGGUUAGGAUUGUCAGACGGAAAUGGUAAUUCAUUUUUGACGCCCAAUGUUCCUACAAGUAAAAGUGAAUCACCGGUACCACAAACUGAAAAAACAGCUUCUGCUCCCUCUACAGGAGUUGAAGUAGCCAAGCCAGUAGAUUAUCCUAGCCCAAAACCCAUACCAGAAGAAAUGCAAUUUGGCUGGUGGAGAAUUAUUGAUCCAGAGGACCUAAAAGCUUUGCUUAAAGUACUACAUCUCAGGGGAAUAAGAGAGAAGGCCUUACAGAAGCAAAUACAGAAACACAUGGAUUACAUUACUUUGGCCUGCAUCAAGAACAAAGAUGUACUGCCAGAUAUGUCGAAAGGGAGAUAAUGAGGAACUUCUGCUUCUUUGUGAUGGCUGUGACAAAGGCUGUCAUACAUACUGCCAUAGACCCAAGAUCACUACUAUACCAGAGGGUGACUGGUUUUGUCCUGCCUGCAUAGCAAAGGCAAGUGGUCAAACCCUAAAAAUAAAAAAACUUCAAAUCAAAGGGAAAAAAAGUAAUGAACAAAAGAGAGGCAGGAAAUUGUCUUUAACAGGAGAUACGGAGGAUGAAGACUCUGCAACUACAAGCAGCUCUUUAAAAAGAGGAAAAACAGACCCCAAAAAAAGAAAAAUAGAUGAAAAUAUUUCUAACCAAUUAAAACAAGAAAGCUUCACGCCUGCGAAAAAACCUAAAAGAGAUGAAUCCAAGGACCUGGCUAUAUGCAGCAUGAUCCUGUCUGAAUUGGAAACUCAUGAAGAUGCAUGGCCUUUUCUUCUUCCUGUAAACUUGAAACUUGUUCCUGGUUAUAAGAAGGUUAUUAAAAAACCUAUGGACUUUUCCACCAUCAGAGAGAAGCUAAGCAGUGGACAGUACCCUAAUCUUGAAGCAUUUUCUCUAGACAUCAGGCUUGUUUUUGACAACUGUGAAACCUUUAAUGAAGAUGAUUCUGACAUAGGCAGGGCUGGCCACAACAUGAGGAAAUAUUUUGAAAAGAAAUGGACAGAGAUUUUCAAAGUGAGCUGAAUUUAUCAGAACUCAGUUUUUUUCCUUAAACAAGGACAAAUGAGACCAGCAAUGUGAACUGUAUUUACAUAAAAAGUGCAAGGCACACGCAUAACUAAUGACUGUUUUUUUUUCCUUAAAGAGAAGUAUCACAGAAGAGUGAUACUAAUUCUAAAGGCUUCACUCCUACAGCAACCAUGGCCCUUGGUUAUUGGUUUGUGUGUUUUAUCAAACUAAUUUAGGUAGAACAGGGAAGCACACCCAAAGAAUUUCAAAGAAAGGGGUGUUAUAGUGCAAUAGCAAUUUAAAAUAUAUCAAAACGCACUGAAUAUUCAACCACCAGAGCUCUACUUGGGGAAAUGGUUCUCUUUUCCCUUUCAAUAAAUAUCUAUUUUUCAUUUUUUUACUUUGUAGUUUAUUUUUUAGUGAAUGUAUUUAAUUUUAUGAAUUAUUUAUGAUUAAACAGCAUCCAGAAUCUUCGUUUUCUGUGAAAAGGAAGAAUUAGAAAAAUUGCUUUAAAUCUUGAAAAUACAACAAGGAAUGUUUUAAAAUAUAAAACAAAGCCAAGUAAAACUGUUUACACUGAUGUGCUAUAAAAGCACUAAAAGUUAAAACUUUACUGUAGAGUUACAAGUACAUUUAUAUAUAUAUGUUGCUGCAUCACUUGUGUAGUAAAAUUGUAUUUGAAGACAGUGAAGAAAAUUGGAGACAUAUGUAUAUACUGUUCAUUAUUGUUUAUAUUACGUCUUGUUUUAAAUAUGUAUGAUGUGUACAUAUUAUUUGCAGACAUUAUUGUUUAUGCCUUAGAAGGACUGUAGCAUUUUAUUUUAGUCUUAAGGUAAUUAUAGCUAUAUGGCUUGUACAGUAAUUAUCCUCUACCAACACUGUGGAGUCUCCUUAAUCUUGGUAGUGCCUGCCUUUAAAACAGGGUGUAGGGGAUAUUAGUUUUCCAUUUUUCUAUUUUGUUAUAUAAUUUCAAGCCACCAGGGCCUCAGAUUUAAGUAUAAUCAUUUGUAUCCAUGUGAAAUAAAAUUGUGACAAUUUCUUACGCACACAGUAUUUUUUCAUAGAAACAUUUCCCUCCAUUUGCCUUGCCACAGAAAUAACAAAAGACAUUUGUAACCACUGUGUUUUAUCUACUGUGUGUUGUGGUGGCCUGUUGGAGGCAGAUAGAUCAGAAUUUUUUUUUUUUUGUACGUAUGUAAGAGUACUUGAAGCUUUAUUUAAAACAAAAACGUUGUGGAAAAGGUAGCAUUCUUUUUUCUUUUUUUCUUUUUAUAGGAGUGUUAUUUUUCACUAGUAUGUGUGGCACGGAUACAAUAAAAGACUGUUUUCCAAACCA